AUGGGACGCAUAACAGAUUUUCUAGGCGCCCCACAAUCUGUUGUUCGACGCAGGCCAAACCAGGUUAUAAUCCAGGGAGAAGAACCAACGAUAGAUCAGGUUCGACCACAAAGGCAAGCCCCUGACGAAAGAGUCAUGGGGGCAAGAUUGGAACAACAACCAAUUCGACGGGAAGCCCCUGAAGAACAACCUAGGAGAGUGAUAAUGGUUAAUAGGGACCAGGAUGCAGACGAAGUAAUUCAUAGAGUCAGGCGGGAAAACCUGAUGGAAAAUGACUUAACCAAAUUACCAAGGGGUUCUAAAAUCCCUAAGUCCACCAAAUUCUCAGGGGACACUAGUGAAUCCACUAUAGAGCACAUAGCCAAAUACAUGACUGAGGCAGGGGAUUUGGCGAACAGUGAGAACUUAAGGAUGAAAUAUUUCCCUAGUUCUUUAACAAAGAACGCCUUCACGUGGUUUACAACUUUGCCACCAAAUUCCAUAGAUGCUUGGCCCCAGUUAGAAAGAUUGUUUCAUGAACAACUCUACAUGGGCCAAACUAAGAUAAGUCUUAAGGAAUUAUCCAGCAUCAAAAGAAAAUUCACCGAACCUAUAGAUGAUUAUCUGAAUAGGUUCUGUUUGUUUAAAUCUAGAUGA
Messenger RNA from Lathyrus oleraceus (garden pea), 636 nucleotides. RefSeq lists its product as uncharacterized. The transcript has 2 exons. NCBI's taxonomy places the organism in Eukaryota, Viridiplantae, Streptophyta, Magnoliopsida, Fabales, Fabaceae. Bases 1 to 636 code for a protein of 211 amino acids. The record is from RefSeq and is a predicted model, not a curated record.